Molecule: messenger RNA, 504 nt
Organism: Glycine soja
Lineage: Eukaryota; Viridiplantae; Streptophyta; Magnoliopsida; Fabales; Fabaceae
Exons: 1
Coding region: 1-504 (167 amino acids)
Source: RefSeq, a predicted model, not a curated record
AUGAAAUUUGCUCAGUUCAUCAAAAACAAAUAUCUCCUACAGGCUGAUAAAUGCUCUAAAUUCUUUCAUGCUUUAAUCAAGCGCAACAGACACAACCGGUUUAUUGCUGCCAUAAGGCUAGAGGAUGGGCAUAACACUUCCUCCCAAGAUGAAAUUGCCCUUGCUUUUGUGAAUCACUUUAGGAAUUUGUUUAGUGCUCAUGAGCUGACCCACAUUCCUUCCAUUUCGAUCUGCAACAGGGGUCCUAAGGUUCCCACCGAUUGCUUUGCGGCCUUACUUUGUCCUACUUCUAAGCAAGAGGUUUGGAACGUUAUUUCUGUGAUGGAUAACAAUAAAGCUCCUGGGCCAGAUGGUUUCAAUGUUUUAUUCUUCAAGAAGGCUUGGAAUAUCAUUGGUGAUGAUAUCUUUGCAGCGGUUAAUGAAUUCUUUACAACUGGAAAAAUUCUAAAGCAACUCAACCAUGCUAUUAUUGCGCUUAUUCCUAAGCAUGAUCAGACCUCCUAG